GCUCACUGAUCAGCCGUGCCUAGCUUAGCUUGCACGCCGUAUUAUAUCAUCCUCCGCGCCAACGCCCACCAAGGUUGCUAGCUCCACCAAGCGGUGAAGAGGUAGCAAAUCUGUAAACAGGAGAAGUUAAACCAUCCAAGUACAAUGCCAACUGAUCUACCGGUACAUUUUCUAGAAGAUAUUACGAAAAAAUUCUCCGAUCACCAAAUAGUUGGUAGUGGUGGCUAUGGUCAGGUUUACAAGGGAGUGCUGACAAAUGGGACAGAGAUUGCCGUGAAGAAGCUAUAUGACUUGCGAGGACUUGAUGAUGUGCAAUUUAGCAAUGAAUUCAGCAACCUUAUGAGGGUGCAACAUAAAAAUAUCGUACGAUUUAUAGGCUAUUGCAAUGAAGCAAGACAUGAACUCAUGGAGGUUAAUGGGGAAGAUGUACUUUGUAAAAUGAUAUACAAAGUUCUAUGCUUUGAAUAUCUGCCGCGUGGAAGCCUGGAGAAUUAUCUGCAUGAAGAGUCUCGCGGGCUUGAUUGGUGCACACGCUACAAAAUAAUUAUGGGGAUUUGUGAAGGUCUUAGUUACCUUCAUGGAGGAUUGGAAGAACCAAUUUUGCAUCUGGACCUGAAACCGGCCAAUAUACUUCUAGAUAAUAACAUGGUGCCAAAAAUAGCAGAUUUUGGGGUAUCAAGGCCCUUCGGUGGCUCGCAUACACAUACCACUAAAGUUUGCGUAGGUUCAGAGUACUACAUGGCACCAGAAUACUUGGCACAACGUAAAAUAUCAAAUAAGAAUGAUAUAUUCAGCUUAGGUAUUAUAAUCAUCCAGAUAAUGGUGGGACAUAAAGGCUACUCAAAAUAUGGCGAAAUGUCAUCAACCCAACAAUUCGUCGAUCUCGUUGCAAAUAAUUGGAGGAAUAGGAUCGGGGACACAUCAAUGCACGCGAAAGAAGAGUGCCAGCAAGUGAAAAAAUGCGUUGAAAUAGCUGUACGCUGCGUCGAGGUUGAUAGACACAGCAGACCUGCUAUAAAUGACAUUAUCCAUGAGUUGAAACAGACAGAAAUUUAUACUAGAGCCGUGUCGUCAUCACAGGACCAGGCUAAGGUAGCCAAGAUUGGGCUGUGGGGUGGAGCUGGUGGUUCCAGUCACUAUGACAUUGAGGUGGCACCCCGCCGGUUGGAAAGCUUGAUAAUUUCUAGCGGUGAGGUCAUCUACUCACUUGAGUUCUCAUACAUUGACCACAGUGGGCAGCAGCACACAUCAGGCACAUGGGGCGGCUAUGGCCCAAAUAAAGGGAACAAACGUACUAAGAUUCAGCUUGGUCUUAUAGAGUAUGUAACGGAAGUUUCUGGGACAAUCGGACCAUUUGAUAGGGCACCCGCUGGUGUUAUUACAUCGCUUACGUUUAUCACUAAUAAGGGAAGCUACGGACCUUUUGGAGAAGUAAGAGGAACUCCUUUCCACAUCCCAGUGCAGGACAAUGGCAGCAUUGUUGGCUUUUUUGCACGUGCUGGGUGGUACGUGGACGCUUUUGGUAUCUAUGUUAACCCUAAGCAGAAAACAGUAGAAGACGAUGAUGAUGAGGAUUCCCUCGCGAAGAUUGGGCCAUGGGGUUGGAACGGAGGGAGUCAUCGGGACAUCAAGGUGGCACCACGGCGUUUGGAAAGCGUGACGAUUCAUAGUGGCAAUGUCAUCGAUUCACUUGAGUUCUCCUACAGUGAUCGUGAUGGGCAGAAGCAUUCGAUAGGCCCGUGGGGCGGUCUUGGUGGAACCGCUUAUACGAUAGAGCUUGGCCCUUUGGAGUUUCUAACUGGGAUAUGCGGGACCAUGGGCCCAUUUAACGAGGCACCGGAUAGGGAUGUCGUCACAUCACUCACGCUGAUCACCAACGCCCGUAGGCGCGGUCCAUUCGGACGAGGCGGAGGAAGUCCUUUCCAGAUCCCGAUGCGCGGCAACGGCAGCAUCGUCGGCUUCUUCGGCUGCGCGGACUCCUUCGUCCAUGCCAUUGGCGUCUAUGCCAACCCCCACCUGCAGGAAGCACCGGCACCACAGACUGGGCUUACCAGGAUUGGGCCAUGGGGUAGAAGUGGAGGUGAGUCCCACUACGUCGAUGCACCGGAGCCACAUCGUCUAGUGAGUGUGACUAUCCGUAGUGGUGACGUCAUCGAUUCUAUUGAGUUCUCAUAUGCCGACCAUGACGGAAGUGAGCAAGUUGUUGGUCCAUGGGGUGGUCCUGGUGGCAAUGCGUAUAAGAUUGAACUGAUGCCUCUGGAAUCACUUCAGGGGAUCACCGGAACGUUCGGUCCCUUGGAUGCAGCGUCACCUGACACAGUCGUCAUUACCUCGCUCACGUUCUCCACGAACCAAUGCCUCAGCUACGGGCCGUUUGGGCAAGGCGCCGGAGGCGGAGGGACUCCAUUCACGGCUCCGGGGGAGAGCGACGGGUGCAUUGUCGGCUUCUUCGCCCGCGCGGGGUGUUACCUCGAUGCGCUCGGGGUGUACACUCGCACGGACGCCCAACUUUACUAGCUCUUGUCCUCUGUUCGCUACUUCGCUGUUGUUGUAUCCUGCUUAAUUUUCAGCUUCUUUAUACUGUGUACUGCAUCUUCUAGCUAACUAGCUUGGUUGUCGCCUGCUACCUCAUUCUGUCUCUAAAAGACCUUUAUGUUUAGCUAUGUGUUGCAUCUGGAACAAAAUAUUUGAAACUUGAUUUUUCAGAUCGGAUAUGUCAAAUACGUGUGAUGGGAAAUAA
This is a messenger RNA of Oryza sativa Japonica Group (Japanese rice), 2740 nucleotides long. RefSeq lists its product as uncharacterized. Gene Ontology annotation, biological process: protein phosphorylation. NCBI's taxonomy places the organism in Eukaryota, Viridiplantae, Streptophyta, Magnoliopsida, Poales, Poaceae. Gene Ontology annotation, molecular function: protein kinase activity; ATP binding; carbohydrate binding. The record is from RefSeq and is a predicted model, not a curated record.